Molecule: messenger RNA, 5730 nt
Organism: Styela clava
Lineage: Eukaryota; Metazoa; Chordata; Ascidiacea; Stolidobranchia; Styelidae
Product: regulator of G-protein signaling 12-like
Biological process (GO): signal transduction; regulation of G protein-coupled receptor signaling pathway
Cellular component (GO): nucleus; plasma membrane; cytoplasm
Molecular function (GO): GTPase activator activity; protein binding
Source: RefSeq, a predicted model, not a curated record
AUACUUGUAGGUCUACCAAGAAUUGUGUUUUCUCAAGUAUUGUCAACUGGUCAAAGCGUAGUAGUAUAUAUUUACGGUCAAAGCAAUGAACUAAUGAAUUUAUGUACAACUGCAAAAGAUAACACUACACGUCAGCACGUAAUCCAACAUCCAAGGACUGAAUGAUCAGCUUCACAAGUUGAAGCAGUGUGCAUGACAUGAUGCCAAACUUUCGUACCGUCAGACUAGUUCGAGGUAGAGGAGGAUAUGGAUUUACACUGUCUGGACAGGCUCCCUGUUGUAUAAGUUGGAUUGCAGAAGAAAGUUCGGCAGAAGAUGUUGGAAUCAGAAAGGGAGAUUAUAUUGUUGCUGUUAAUGGACACAAUGUAUAUGAUGCCAGUCAUGAACAUGUUGUUAAACUUAUAGGAAUGUCAACUGAUGCUCUUAGUCUCGAAAUACAAGAAAGUAAAUCUACAGAUUUGUCUUCAUCUGAUGAUGAAAACUUGAGAGCUGCAGCAGCACAAUUUGCAUCCGAACCUCAUAUUAACAAAAGGCGAAUCAUGGCCAAACCUCCACAUUCUGGUCAGUCCAGAUCAACAGAACUUUCUUACUAUGAUUUUAAUAGAACUGAACAGGUGCUGAGUGAAUUAAAGUCUGGUGCUUUAUUUCAAAGUGUGUUAUCUGCUAUUGAUGCUAAUUCAUAUGACGUCGAUUCAUCUACCUCAAGCAAAUCGAGCCACGGAUCGAGGACAAAAUCAAAGCACUCGAGUAGAAACAGAGAAUCAAAUAUGAACAUGUCUAAUGUGCCAAUUGCUAAAUUGCAUUCUAAUUCUAAUUCAAUGCAACGUGCCAAAUUUAAAGAUUCACGUCCUUCACAUAAACGAAAUUUAUCGAUGCCAAUUGAAAAUGUUAAUUUUCAAGCUAAUUAUAGUGCCAACUCUUCAAAUAAUGUUUUUGUACAAUCUAUUGUCGCGUAUCUUGGAACUGUGGAAAUGAUGAUAUUGCAUCAUGAAGAUAUACCCAACUCUAGUCUAGCAGCCAUUGAAAGUUGUGUUCAACAGCUUAGAAGAGAACAACAUAUUCACCAAAGAGUGUUGUUAAAGGUUAUGCAAACGUCUGUGAAAUUAUACAGCGCAGAUGCAGAUAUUAUCGCAGUGUAUGAUGGGCACCAUAUCUGUUACUCUUCUGCUUGUCCUGAAGACAACCGAUUCUUCUGUAUCGUAACAUUGCAUAGAAACAAUCAAGUUCGUUGUCAUCAGUUUAUGGUUGAUCCAGACAUUUGUUCUCAUCGAAAUCAUUUGGAAAAAGCGAAAAGAUUUGGUAUUCAAUGUUCUAUGGACACUGAAACUGGUAAUUGUAUAGAGUUUCCACGAUCACCGAGAAUCAUACUCAAGAUGGUGGAGGCUUUGUUUAAUACGCAGGAAGAUAAAUCUGUCUCCGGAUCUGAAGCGUCACAGAAUAAUUUGAUUCAUACUGAUGAAAAUAGCGAAAUAAUCACAACUGCGGACAGUGGGAUUGAUGGGAUUAAUGGUCCAGCAGUGAGAUCACAGAAUCCAAUUCAACAGUUUCUCGGUAAAUCAAAGAAAAAGGAGACUUCGAGCAAGUUGAGCCAGCAGAAUCUCAAAAAACAUGAUAUGAAAAGCAGUAACGGUGCUACACCACAAGUCGAUAGAUACAUGGCGGCUACUGCUGGUUUACCACCGCCAAUGAAUAAGCUGGGAAUCGGGAAAUAUAAAAUUGGUGCUGGUACUCUUCCGUUGCAAAGAAGUUCGAUAUCAGCAGGAAGUGGGAGCCACCUUGGUUCUCAAACACACGAAGUGAGACAAAGUAAAAGAGGAAGAAAGGGCAAUAAAAGUGGAGACGGAUUGUUUUUUCGGGUACCAAAACGUUCAUCGAGCAGACAACUCAGAUUAAACAUGAAGAAUGUAAUGAGCAAGUCUUCAGAGAGCAUUCCGCUUUCUGAAACUGGUAAUCUGAGUGGGGCUUCUAGCAUUGAAAGUCUCAACAGUAACGCUAGCUUGCCUAGUUGCUUCAAUGGACUUGGGUCAGUGUUGCAUAAUACGGAAGGUGGAGGGAGAGUAGCUAACUGGGCAAUUUCGUUCGAUCGUAUGUUAGAUGACAAAAUGGGAUUGAAAUAUUUUACGGAAUUUCUGAGGAAAGAAUUCUCUCAAGAGAACAUUUUAUUCUGGUUAGAGUGCGAAAAGUUACAGAAAUUAGCACCAGAUGACGAACACACUUUAAAAGAAGCUUCAGGGAACAUUUAUCAUAGGUUUUUGUCUCCGCAAGCCACUUCUCCAGUGAAUAUCGAUAGCAAGGGACAAAGACUUUCAGAAGAAGCUAUCUCGAAACCUCCUCAUCCUAAUAUGUUUGAUCAACAGCAAAAUCAGAUCUAUAAAUUGAUGAAACUUGAUAGUUACAGCAGGUUUUUGAAGUCAUCUCUUUAUAGACAAUGUAUCAUGUGUGAUAUUGAAGGAUUGCCUCUUCCUCUAGAACCAGAAGCUAAGGAGACUUCGAAUGAAACACAUAUCGAAAGCAGACAUAGUUUUUCAUUGAAACAUCGAAGAUUUUUCCAAAGAUCGAACAAGAGUCAGAAAAGCCAAGGCAGCAAUGAUUCUAUUCACAGGGAUUCGUCAGAUUCAGAAUCUGGAUUCCUAGAACUGGCAAGCACGACUCGUGGUGAGGAUCUCUCCACAAUGCAACAAGUUGGCGUCGAUGCGUCUUUGAUUUGUCGAUUAGUUUUAUGGGACGGUUCAUCCACUGUCUUAUAUGCCGAAGCCGGGAAAGCAACAAUUCGGGAAGCUCUCACAGCUUUGUGUGAAAGAAGAGGCGUCCCUCUUUCUGCCGUAGACAUCUACUAUCAGAAUGAAGAUAGAGCACUAGCUCUCGAUCAAGAUAUCUCUGUGUUAGCGGGUCAAGAAGUUCGUGUCGAGCGUAGAACAUUGUUCAGAUUGGAUAUGUUGCCGAUAGGAAGAUCUGUCGGCGUGAAAGCAAAACCUACAAAAGCGAUAGAAGAAGUAUUAAAACCUGUCGUAUCAAAAUAUGGAUUAGAAUUUGAUGAUCUACAAACUACCCUUAGUGGUGAAUCUUCUUUACUAGACAUUUCCCAAUCGGUGAAUAUUCUCGAUGGAUUAAGAGUUUGUAUUGAUCAUAUCAACAGUAAAUCAGGUUCAGCUAUCGAAAGCAAAGACAAAACAUCUAAAAAGAUGCGAAAUAAUCAAAAGAUGAAAAACAAUAUGCCUGCCAUUAGUGAUACAGAGGAAUUGAUCAACAUCAUGUCAGCAUCACAUAACAGCAAGAUGCACGAUCAGCGCGGACUUCUGUCUGAAAUGAAUUUAGAGUUGCCAGAUUUUCUGAAAACGCCUGUUCCUUCACCAUCCAAGACGCCUAUUCCAGUUUCUGUCAAUUCAAACAAUAACAACCAUCAGAAAGAAGAUUUGGAUCUCGUACUUAACACAAACUCAAAUGGUUACCCUCUCGAUGUACCUAAGCCAAAAGGGGGCAAAUUAUCCCCCAAUCCAGUCAGUACCGGUAAUGCAAAAGCGAGAAUACAAAAAUUAAAAUGUCUGGGAGAUGGUAAGCAAUCUAUUAUGGAUACACCUGGGGAUACAAGGCAUAUGAGACGCAAGACACCUAGUUUGGACACAGACGUUUCUAACGUAGAGGCUUAUGAAACAGACUCGAUAUCCGCACUUGAUGACGAUCCGUAUGUCAUAACCAAAUGGAUGCAAUCUGUAUCUUAUACACCUAAAUAUCCAUAUGCCCCCGAUCUUGAUACAACAGUAACGGACUCUACUACGUCUACUGAUAACGGGGUUUUAGAUUCUGUUUUUGAGUCCGAGUUACAAUUGGAGCAAACGUCUUCAUCGAUGAUUCAUCAGUCCGUUAUACACGAUCAUCGGUACACAAAAAGAAAAAUUAAGGGUAUUGUUGUUUGAAUUGCAAAUCUGUCGGAUUUCAUCUCGAAAGAUAAAGACAGACACUGCUCUAAUGCUUUCAUAAUGGUGGUAGAUUCGUAUUCUAUCUUGCUUCCAUUUUCGCUACGACUCUAUCUGUUAACAUGGGAUGUCAGAUGAGAUGAUCAAAACAAACAUGUUUUAAUGCCCUUAUAAUGGUUGUAGAUUUGUAUACUUUCUUGUGCUUUCGUCUGCUCUCUCUCUCUGACCCUUUCUGUUAUCUUAUGUUCACAUUUUUUGGAAUUUUAUUUUCAAAAUUUGUUCAAUUUCUAAAACUUUGUUUACUGUCCAGUAGUGCUUUUCCCAUUAAAUUUUUAUUUUUCUUAAAUUCACCAAACUUUACAAUUCAAAAAAAUGACAUUCACCUAAUUUUGAUGCGAAAUGGAUUAGUUCAAAUUAUUAAAAGUAAAAGAAAUUUCAUGUGAAAUCAAGAAUAACUACACUAUUCUUAUGCGAAUAUCCUGUAUAAAUAUAUAUACAGAUAUAUAUAUUUUUCAAAGUUGAAUGUAGUUUCUCCUUGGAGGUUGUUAAAUUUUUUUUACAAUCAUUGUUAGUUUCCUCAUUGCAACGUUUUUGCAUAUGAUGAGAGAAAAGGGUGUAUGACUAGUAUCCUUUAAAUCCUGGUGAUAUCAUCCCCUUUUUUUCUAUUGCUACUACUAUAUUUCCUGCUAUUGCAUUUCUUUAUAUUUUUAUAUUGCAUUUUUUUUCUUGGAUGAUAAUUUUUUUUAAUAAUAUUAACAAUGUGCAUUGAUCAAGUUUGUUGCUACUUUUCUUAUUAAUAAAUGCAGUCAUAGUCCUUGUUUCCUUUCGAACAAAUUUUAACUAUUAAUCAUGUUCAAAAAGUUAGCUUAUGUCUAUCAAGAUUUUUUCUUAUAAAUACAUGACAAUAAAUUUAUAGACUUUGUGGAAAAAAGGUUUUUGGCAAUAAUUAAUGUUUUAAAUAAAAUCAUUGGUUUUAAACAUUUUGUUCAGUCCGUUUUUGUUUUCGCUGUAGGAAAUUGUUAUUUUAUGAAUGUUGUUACUGAUUUAGGCAUGACUAAAUAUUCCCUAAAUAUUCUAUCAUGACUCAUUUUUAAUCAGGAUAAUUAUGUUUUUUUUUUUUAUGGAAAACAAAUUAAUAGGCAUUUGUUUUUUGUUGACCAAUUAGUAUGUGCUGUACUUGAUAUGACCCAAGUUUUCUCUGAAUGUAUAUCUCUACAAUACACAAUGUCUUACACACCAUACACAAAUAAAGCAAGAUACAGACAUUAGUUCGAUAAAUAAACAAUCACGAUAUUCAUUAUAACAUUAUUCUGUUUUAUAUAUGCUUUCAGUACUUUUUUAUAAACUAUCCUUGGCCAUAUAUAUUUCUUGCAUAGAUUUUAUUGAGAAGCUAUUAUGUGUGUGUAUAUAUAUAUAAAUGUUAAAGUUCCUCGCUUUGACUUCAAUGUGUAUAGGCUUAUGUCUGUCAAAGCAUGUGUUGUCCCAUUUUAUAAAUAUGAAGAGUAAUGCACCGAUCGGGCACCCCUGUGGUAGUCUAUCCAACGAAAACCGCUUUGGGUUUUCAAUGUACUUUGCUGUUAUCUGCUGGUCAUACUUUUUACGUCAAGUUGAAACUUGUCAAUUUUUUUUUUUCCUUGAGCGAUAAUGAAGCUUUCGGUUUGGGUAAAACCCAAUUAAAGAUUACGUUUUCUACUUUGAAUUUACUACAUUGUGGAUUGCACUUUUUGUGGAAGAUUUCUUAGCUGCUUUGAUGCUCUGUCCUAUUGUUUUGUUUUUUUAUUUUUACUUUCUAUUAAAAGUAAUCAACUUCAAAUGA